CCGAGGUGGAACGGAGCCGCGCAGCCGCCCAUCCUCCGCACAGAAGCGAGCCCAGCAUGUCCGCGUCCGCAAGCGCCGAGUGCCGCCGCGUCAGCCCGUGCGUCCACGGCUACAAGUUCGACACGGCGCACCGCAAGAAGGCGGUGGCCAACAUCUUCGAGAGCGUCAACCAGGACGCGGUGAUGCGCCUCUUCCAGAAGACCGGGGACAUGAAGGCGGAGGAGCGCGUGCGGAGCAUCUUCUCCUACAGCCACGACCCGGAGGCCACGUCCCGCGCGCUGAUGGCGCUCAAGCAGCGGAAGAAGGACAAGUUCCUGCGGAUCGCUGGGAUGUUGCGGCAGCUGCUGACGGUGCGCUGACUGGGCCGUGGCUCGGCGCUUUGAGCCGAAUGUGAAAACACUUUGCCGCAGGAGCGACUCACCUGCCGCGCGGGACCUCGCGCGAGGACCGUGACCUCACGGACGGAGGAGCGUCCCGCCGCGACGGAGCGCGAGCCGGGAGCGACCCGGGAGACGAGGGCACGCGCGCCUCCACUUUGACACUUGAAUUUGUCUCGAGGAUGUUGGAGACGCACCUGGCGCGCCACCAGAGUCAAGCUGCAGCUUCAGUGCCCGAGAGCGGACCACAUGCCUUGCUUUGUCUGUGUCCUCGUGGUUUUUCAUGUUACACCGCAAUGAUUUGCCUUUUUCUAUAAUAAAUUAUUGAAUUCUAUA
Synchiropus splendidus (mandarinfish) is the source of this 713-nucleotide messenger RNA. RefSeq names its product transcriptional and immune response regulator a (gene tcima). Lineage: Eukaryota; Metazoa; Chordata; Actinopteri; Syngnathiformes; Callionymidae. The record is from RefSeq and is a predicted model, not a curated record. The transcript has a single exon. Gene Ontology annotation, molecular function: Notch binding. Gene Ontology annotation, biological process: endothelial cell activation involved in immune response; negative regulation of Notch signaling pathway. The coding region runs from base 57 to 359 and encodes 100 amino acids. Gene Ontology annotation, cellular component: nucleus; cytosol.